AUGGCGGGCCGCCGCAGCGCCGACGACGCGGCUGCUGCCGACGCCGCGGCCAUUGCAGCGCGCAUUCGCUUCUCUGAAGACAUUCUUCGUGACACGACGCUGCGGGACCAGCCGAAUAACGACGAGCGGCAACACUCCCAGCCACAAGCACAAUCGCCGACACAGUCGUCACAACCUGUACAGCCUACCCUUCCACCAUUAGCCACGCAACCGACUUCGACACCACGAUCGGCGUUGCGGCACACAGACAACCAUACUUCCCUCUCGCCCUCUUCGUCUUCUGCUCUUGCAGCUCGAUUUCCACCCGCCGCCGCUUCCUCCUCCUCCUCCUCCUCACAACAGAACCCUCCGUCGUUACGAUUGAACACGAAUCUAUACACGAUCCAGUCCAAUGUUGAAGGCCCGGCUCCAACAGCCAACGGCGCAGACGGCGCAGCUGCAAAGAAAGGGACAGGCAAAGGCGGCGCCCUGGCAAUCAUUACCUCGCCUGUGCGAGACGACGGCUCCUCAGCGGCCACCUUGGUAUCGCCUCAGGUACGGCGGCGAUUACCUGAGUAUGGCGAUGGGCAUCUUCAAUCACCAGCCGUUCAGCUGGGACGACGGAGCGGCGUCAGCUUCGUCGAGCCGCCGCGGACUUCCAUCACACGCAGGCGUCUGGGCCUGACCGACGGUGAGAGUUUUGACGGGCCUGUCAAGGCCUCGGCCGUGUCGUCCUCGACCAACACCCGUGUCACCGAUGCGAGCGAUACUCUGGCCCACUACCGGGACUGGCUGGACCGCCAGCGUGAGCGCCAGCGACGAUGGACGACCGGCCCAUACUAUCGUUUCAAGAGCAGGACCGCCGGCAUGUACCGAAAAUACAUUAUCGAGGGCCUGCUCCGCCAGCGUCCCUUGCCGCCGAGCGUCGACGGCCGCCACAUUCAGCUGGACCCGGGCCACGUUCGCACCACACCCUACACCGACGAACGCUCCGGCAAGCCAUACAUCUCCAACUUUAUUCGCUCGAGCCGAUACACUGUCUGGGACUUCUUGCCCAAGCAGCUUGUCUUCCAGUUCAUGAAGCUAGCCAACUUUUAUUUUCUUAUCAUCUCCAUCCUGCAGAUGAUCCCCGGCCUGAGUUCGACCGGCACCUACACCACCAUUGCGCCCCUGCUGUUCUUCGUCGCCAUCAGUAUGUUCAAAGAGGGCUAUGACGACUACCGCCGUUACCGCCUCGACCGGGUGGAGAACCGCAGCACGGCAUAUGUCCUGGACCCGGGCCAUACUGUGCAGGCCGUUGCUAGCGAGAAAUCCAAAAAUGACAACGCCUGGCAAAAAUUCCGGUCACAGAGGUGGACCAAGUCUGCCCGCCAAGCGGUCACUGCUACUGGCACCAACGACGCGGAUGAGGCUGGUGGAAUCGGUGUGAUUGGCGCCGUCGACGCCGGCAGCGUCCCCCUCCGUACAGUAACAUCAGCCAACGUCGCUGCCGACCUCGACCGCGUCCAAUCUCCGCGCGCAGACGAGGACAACAGUGCUAUCGGCCGCAUGCCCUGGUCGGCCGUGCAAUGGCAGGAACUGCGUGUGGGUGACGUUGUGCGCCUGCGCCGCGACGACCCUGUCCCAGCCGAUAUGAUUGUUCUGCACGCCUCUGGCCCCAACGGCAUCGCCUACAUUGAGACCAUGGCUCUCGAUGGCGAGACCAACUUGAAGACGAAGCAGGCCUGCGCGUUGCUCUCCGAGCAUUGUGAGUCGCUUGCCGGCAUGGCCGCUUGUGGUGCCGAAAUUGUGUCCGAGGACCCUAACCUGGACCUCUACAACUACGAAGGCCGUGUCCUGGUCAACGGCGAGGCGAUGCCGCUGACCCUCAACCAGGUUGUCUUUCGUGGCUCGGUUGUGCGCAACACGGCGGACAUGAUUGGCCUCGUGGUCAACUCUGGCGAGGAGUGCAAGAUCCGCAUGAAUGCCCACCGCCACAAGCGCGCCAAGGCCCCCGCCAUGCAGUCCGUUGUCAACCGUAUAGUCAUCCUGCUGGUCAUAUUUGUUGUUCUGCUGUCUGUCGGUUGCUCCGUCGGCAACGGCAUCUGGGUCUCGAACUUUGCUGACCAUGCCUGGUACUUGGCCGGCGCCAACCUGCCGCUCAGCCAGAUCUUGUUCGCGUUCAUCAUCAUGUUCAACACGCUCAUUCCGCUCUCGCUGUACGUCAGUCUGGAAAUCAUCAAGAUUGGCCAGCUGUACCUGCUUGCCGACACGGAGAUGUACGACCCGGACACCGACACGGCCUUUAUUGCCAACACGACGACCAUCCUUGAGAACCUCGGCCAGGUCAGCUACAUCUUUUCGGACAAGACCGGCACCUUGACCGAGAACAAGAUGCGCUUCCGCAAGAUGAGCGUUGCCGGAACGGCCUGGCUGCAUGACAUGGACAUUGCCCGCGACGAGGACGAGAAGGAACGCAAGCGGCGGCAGCUGCGGCACCGGGGCAAGAAGAGCAAGCGUGCCCGGUCCUCGAGCCGCCACCGGCCCAGCAAGGUGGAAGGCAAGCAGUCGCAACAACAGCUGUACGAGCAGCCCAUGUCGUUUGGUCGGAUGUCUUCUUCGCCCUCGCCUUCCAACGCCCACCUGCCGAUUGCCAAGUCGCCUGGGACACCGUCCUUUGUGAGCGAGGUGCCCACCAACCCUCGCAACUCGACCGCGAUUGAGUUUGAGGCUCCGCGCCGUUCCAUGUCUUCAGCCUGGCGGUCGACCGCACGUCCAUCCCGCCCGCAGCAUGAAUUGAAGACGGAGGACCUCAUCCAGUACAUCCGACGCCGCCCUCAUACGGCAUUCUCUCGCAAGGCACGCCAUUUUAUUCUGUGCAUCGCCCUCUGCCACACCUGUAUACCAGAGAAGACCGCCAGUGGCGAGAUCGACUUUCAGGCGGCGUCUCCCGACGAGCUGGCCCUUGUUCAGGCCGCACGCGACCUCGGUUACCUGCUCAUUGACCGCCCAGGUCAAUCCAUCAAGCUGCAGUUUCACCAGCUCGACGGCUCGUCCGUCACCGAGACCUACCAAGUCUUGGACGUCAUCGAGUUCAGCAGCAAGCGCAAGCGCAUGACAAUCGUCAUCCGCAUGCCCGACGGCCGCAUCUGCAUGUUCUGCAAGGGCGCCGACAGCGUCAUUUUGCCACGCCUCAAGCUCAACCACAUGGCCCUGGCCAAGGCCAGUGCUGUCGAGCGCCGUGCCAGCAAGCGCAAGAGUGUCGAGCAGGAGCGCGCCAUGAUGCGCAGGAGCACGACGAUCAGCAUCAACGGCGGCGGCAAUGUCGGCAAUGGGGGAAUGUCCACGCCCCGUUCCAGCAUGAACCUCGUCCGCGCCGCGUCCAUGCACCAGUUCCGCAACCUGCCGCGCCUCAGCACCGGCAAGAAGUCGGUGGACAAUGCCCACCGCCGCUCGGCUGUGAUCUCGGGCGACAUCGACGACUGGCUGCGGCGCCGUGAGCGCGAGGACCUGGACAUUGUCGACGACGUGCUCGCCGGCAGCUCGUCCAAUGGUGGCAGUGGAGAGGGAAGCCGUCGCCCCGGUGGCGGUCUGAGCCAACAGCAGCGCCAGUGGUCGCAUGACAGCAGCAUUGCCGCUGUGGCGGCAGCGGAGAGUCUUUAUGCCGACCCGUACAGCGGCAUGGUUGACGAGUCCAUUGCCAUCAACGAAGGCGCCGUGUUUGAGCGCUGCUUCCAGCACAUUGACGACUUUGCCUCCGAGGGCCUGCGCACGCUGCUCUUUGCCUAUCGCUACGUCGAGGAGGACGACUAUCGCAAGUGGCGCACGCUGUACCAGGACGCCACCACGUCGCUGGUCAAUCGCCAGGAACGCAUCGAGGCCGCCGCCGAUCUGAUCGAGCAAGGGUUCGACCUGGCCGGGGCCACGGCCAUCGAGGACAAGCUGCAGCAGGGUGUGCCCGAGACGAUCGACAAGAUGCGCCGUGCCAACAUUAAGAUCUGGAUGCUGACGGGAGACAAGCGCGAGACCGCCAUCAACAUUGCGCAUGCCGCCCGUAUCUGCAAGCCCUUCUCGGAGAUUUAUGUGCUCGACGCCUUAAUUGACCAGGACCACCUGCAGGAGCGGAUCGCGUCGACGCUCGUCGACGUCGGCCGCGGUAUGACGCCGCACUCGGUCGUUGUCAUUGACGGCCACACGCUCAGUGUCGUCGAGGCCCAAGAGGAGAUGCGGAUUCUGUUUUUCGACCUCGUGGCCCGCGUCGACUCGGUCAUCUGCUGUCGCGCGUCGCCCUCGCAAAAAGCAACGCUGGUCAAGUGCAUUCGCCAGCGCGUGCCCUCGUCCAUGACGCUGGCCAUUGGCGACGGCGCAAACGACAUUGCCAUGAUCCAGGCCUCGCACGUUGGCAUUGGCAUUUCGGGCCGCGAGGGCCUGCAGGCCGCGCGCAUCUCGGACUACUCGAUUGCCCAGUUCCGCUUCCUACAGCGCCUGCUUCUCGUGCACGGCCGCUGGAACUACGCGCGCACCGGCAAGUACAUUCUCGGCACGUUCUGGAAGGAGAUGGUCUUUUACCUCGUCCAGGCCUUGUACCAGCGCUACAACGGCUACACGGGUACCUCGUUGUACGAGUCUACCAGUCUGACCGUCUUCAACACGCUCUUCACAUCACUUCCCGUCAUUCUCUUUGGUAUCUUUGAAAAGGACCUGCGCGCCGACACGCUCCUCGCGGUACCCGAGCUCUACACGUAUGGACAGCGCAAUCUGGGCUUCUGUUUCCGCAAGUACGUCGGAUGGACGGUCACUGGUGUACUCGAGGCCUUGCUCAUCUUCUACAUCUUGUACGCAGUCUACACCACCAUGCUGUUUACAAGUGACACGAGUUUGUACGCCAUGGGCAGUCUGGCGUUUUCGGUCUGCAUCAUGCUGAUCAACAUCAAAAUGCUUGUCCUGGAGAUGCACAACCAGACAAUCAUCUCAGCUGUUGGUUUGUUGGUGUCAGUGGGUGGCUGGUUCGUUUGGUCGCUCUUGUUGUCCGGCGUCUACGCCGCCAAGCCCAGCGCUUACCUCGUCCACGGCACCUUUUUGCACGACUUUGGCCGCCAAGGCAUCUGGUGGGUCACGCUGAUCCUGGCGCUGGCGGCCGUCCUGGUCUUUGAGCUCAUCAUCAACGGCGUCCGCCGUGCCGUCGCGCCGACGGACCUCGACCUCGUGCAGCAGAUCGAGCACGACCGCGACGUGCGUGCCGUCAUGCGCGAGCACGCCGCCGAGACCGGCGAGGCGGGCGUGGCUGGCGGGAUGGCGAUGGAGAUGGAUGGCCGGCCGUCGAAUGUCGACGGUGGACGCAAGAGCAGCCUUGGCGACGACUACUUCAACUACCGGUCCUCCAACACGUACAGCGUGCACGGCAACGACAACAUAGCACCGCCGUCACCGGCCGUCCUGCGGACAAGCUUUGGCGGUGGCAGCCGCCAUGUGCCGCCGCCGUUCUCCCCGCUGCCGACGGAGCGUGAGAAUCCCAUGGUGGCGGCCGUGACGGUGUCCUCACCUACGCAGAUGGUGGCCAGCCCGACGAUAUCUGUGUCGUCGCCGGCGGUUACGGCGGCCGAGGCUGUGACGAACGUGUCGUCAGGCCCUGCCAAGGGCAAAGACACCGGGACCGUGAAGACGUCGCCCGUUGCUGCGCAUCGCCCUCAGGCCCCUGCCCUCAACACGUCGUCCCGCAAGUACAUUGGUCACCAUGAUGUGGGUAGUCCGAGCAGCCCGUCGAUUGCGACUUCGCUGGCGGCGAGUCCGGUCGAAGUACGUCUGCCGCAGGUGCCCGAGUCCAAGGAAAAGAAAGCAGGGGAGUAG
Molecule: messenger RNA, 5805 nt
Organism: Sporothrix schenckii 1099-18
Lineage: Eukaryota; Fungi; Ascomycota; Sordariomycetes; Ophiostomatales; Ophiostomataceae
Product: phospholipid-translocating ATPase
Exons: 1
Coding region: 1-5805 (1934 amino acids)
Biological process (GO): intracellular protein transport; endocytic recycling; phospholipid translocation
Cellular component (GO): plasma membrane
Molecular function (GO): ATP binding; ATPase-coupled intramembrane lipid carrier activity; magnesium ion binding
Source: RefSeq, a predicted model, not a curated record